CAUAAGAAGAAUAGGAGCUGAUAACCUGAAAUUUAUUGUUAUGUUUUAAUUUAUUUAUAUUUACUUUUAUGUUCCUUGUGAAUUUGUAAACUGCAAUAAUGAACCAUCGUCACGAAUCAAUACCAUAUAAAAUAUGAAUAUGAUAUGAAUUGAUCCACUAAAAAAAUAGUUAAAAUGUCUGAAGCAAUUAAUGUACUUCUGAAUGAUAUUCUGAAAGUAGAUGGUAUCGAAGAAGCUUUCAACUGCUUUCUGGUACACAGAGCAGACCAAGAAACCGAGAAAAUAGUACGAUGGCAACAAGAACUGAACUCCGCAUUUUGCCUGAAUCCAGAUCAGUUGGACGCAGCUAUCAAACAAUAUUUGAUAGUUGCUUCGGGAUGCUCGCACAAUCAGUUGCAGUUACUCAUAUCUCUACUGGAGACUGCUGUCAAAAAUGGAAUACUUCCCGCUCGAAAAGUCUGCGAAAUUAUCAUAACAAGUACCAUUUUACAACACAACAAUUCUCACUUUUGGGUAGAAUGUUUCAAACUAAUCAAGAAAAUUAUAGAUAUGGUUGAAUACAAGGGUGUACGAGAAAUUAUGAAAGGUUGCUGUGAAAAAGCAAAGUUAUUGCCUUGGCGCUUAAAUUCUGGUCUUCAGCCACAAACACGUGUUCUCAUAGACGUGGCCACAAAAAUUAUGGAUCGGAAUGCGUGCCUCCUACCAGGUUACCUACUUGUGAAUGAACUUCAGAAAGCAUACCCAGAUUGUCCGCAUUGGAGGCUUUCUUCAUUAUUUUCUGAUUAUGUGGACAGUUUCCGAGCUUGUGCUCAGAUGGUAUCGAUCGUGGGGCAAGCUGAAAUGAGGCCUGUUGUGGAACAUAGCGGAUGUCCUGAACAUUUAGUCAAUCCGUGGAAGCUUGACCCACUUACCUUGCGCUUUAGCCUCAAAGGGACUCUACCGUAUGCUCCGGAACUCUUAGAAAAACAAACGGGGCUGUUACGUUACGUCUUAGAACAACCUUACAGUCGAGAUAUGGUAUGCGGCAUGCUAGGCCUGAACAAGCAGCACAAACAGCAUUGUCAAGCUAUUGAAGAACAACUCAUUGAACUGGUAGUCUUAGCAUUAGAAAGGACCGAAGCUGAGGGGGAUGAACAAGCUACCCAAGAUUUAUGGCUUCACCUCUCCUCUCAGUUGAUAUAUUUCGUGCUCUUCCAAUUUGCAAGUUUUCCCAGCUUGGUUAUAUCUCUACAUUCUCGUUUACAAGGAAGAGACCUCAGAAGGGGCAGGGACCAACUAAUGUGGGUUUUGCUGCAAUUCAUUUCGGGAUCGAUUCAACGCAAUCCUUUGUCGAAUUUUCUCCCUGUCUUGCGAUUGUAUGAGCUGCUUUAUCCGGAACAGGAACAACCCUUGCCGGUUCCCGAUUUCAAUCAGCCCCAGUGCACUCGGCAAAUGGCCACAACUUGCAUCUGGAUUCACUUAACGAAGAAGGCUCAAGCAGAGCUGGUCAACAUCACUUGGCCCGUGCCGACCAAGCUACGGGCUCAUCACGAUUUCUUGCAGCACCUGGUUCCCCCCAGUAAUGCCGCUCUCGCGAUGGGGAAUGAUUAUAGAAUCGCCCUGUUGUGUAAUGCUUACUCAACGAAUCAGGAUUAUUUUAGCAAACCGAUGGCAGCACUUGUCGAGACUAUACAAGGGAGCGCCAAGUCUGCCUCACCUCCUACAGCUCCUUUGAGUAUGACUGUCCUCGAUUCCCUCACCGUACAUUCCAAAAUGAGUCUGAUCCACAGUAUAGUGACUCACGUUAUCAAGCUGGCCCAGGCAAAGUCCGGGAUGCCCCUGUCUCCGGCCUUAGUGGAAACAUACAGCAGACUAUUGGUCUACACGGAGAUAGAAUCUCUUGGAAUCAAAGGAUUUCUGAACCAGCUACUGCCUCAAGUGUACAAGUCUCACGCUUGGGGAACUUUGUACACACUUUUGGAGAUGUUCAGCUACAGGAUGCACCACAUCCAUCCACACUAUAGGGUGCAGUUAUUGAGUCAUUUACAUUCAUUGGCCGCUGUACCGCAGGCCAAUCAAACGCAGCUUCAUUUGUGCGUGGAAUCGACCGCAUUGAGGUUAAUUACAGGUCUGGGCAGCGGCGACGUCCAACCGGAACUCUCCCGUUUCCUCCAAGAGCCCAAAACCAUCGUAUCCGCCGAAUCCGAAGAGCUAAAUCGAGUCCUCGUGCUCACGCUGGCCCGAGCGACCCACGUGACAGGCACUGACGGCUCCUGGUGCCACGAACUCCUCACCACCAUAGCUCAGAGCACGCCUCACGCGUGGGCCCCUCACACGCUGGACUGCUUCCCGCGAGCCCUAGCCGAGUUCUUCACGCAGCACGCCGUCCCCAAAGAGAACAAGCAGCAGCUGAAGAAGGCCGUCGAGGAAGAGAACAGGAAGUGGGCGUCGAUGAACAACGAGAACGACAUCAUGGCCCACUUCGGAGUGCCGGGAGCGCCUCCGCUGUUCCUUUGUUUGCUGUGGCGGAUGCUGCUUGAAACCAAUCACAUCAGCCCCAUCGCGUACAAGAUUCUGGAGAGGAUUGGCGCCAGAGCUCUGUCCGCGCACCUGCGAAAGUUUUGCGACUGCCUCGUUUUCGAAUUCAGCAACUCCCCCGGAGGACAGCACGUCAACAAGUGCGUCGACACCAUCAACGACAUGAUCUGGAAGUACACCAUCGUGACGAUCGACCGACUCGUGCUGUGCCUCGCCCUCAGAACGCAAGAGGGCAGCGAAGCGCAAGUCUGUUCCUUCAUCAUACAGCUAGUGCUCCUGAAGGCGACAGAAUUCCGCAACAGAGUCCAAGACUUUGUCAAAGACAACUCGCCCGAUCAUUGGUUGCAAACGAACUGGCACGAGAGGCAUCUCGAGUUCCAGAGGAAGUAUCCGGAGAAGUUUGCCCCGGAAGAACAGAGCAGCGGUUACCAUCCGAAUUUCGGUAACGUCUGCCUGAGGUUUUUGCCGGUUUUCGAUAUCGUCGUGCACAGGUUUUUGGAGAUUCCGCAGGUGACGAAGAGUUUGGAAAUACUGCUGGAACAUCUAGGAUGUCUGUAUAAAUUCCACGAUAGGCCUGUUACGUAUCUGUACAAUACGCUGCAUUACUAUGAGGCUAAGCUGAGAGAUAGGCCGCCACUGAAGAAAAGGUUGGUAGCUGCCGUUUUAGGAAGUCUGAAAGAAACCCUUUCGGAACCGUAUCAAGCUUUCCUCGCGAGGUCUCCUGACGAGGUAUGGUUGCCGGAAUUGGAUUACUAUGUUCAGGUGGUGAGAAGAAUAGUAGAUGUUAUCAGAGGAACUAACACUAAUCCAAUGCCUGACUGGAGGUUUAACGAGUUUCCAAAUGCGGGGGCACAUAUUCUGUAUACUUCUUGCGUGGAACUGAUGGCUCUCUCGGCAGGACCUCCUGCUGUUGCUAACGGGCUUCUGGAUGUUGUUGCUAAAGGUUUCGUGAUGAUACCGUCUGCUGACAUCCACCAGUGGAUCAAUGCAAUCGGUCUGGUGCUGGCCGCCCUUCCAGUCAGCUAUUGGAGCAUACUACACGACCGCCUCCUAUCGACCAUUGCUGAACUAGAAACCUGGCCCUUUGACUGUUCACCGUUCCGCCUCUUCGACUUCAAACAGACACAUGCGGGUCUCCUGCACAAUCGAUUCAGCUACAUGCUGGCGCUGUCGCAUUCUGUGUGGCACCACGCAGGCCCCGGUCUGAUUUCCAGCGUCCCCCGUUGGGUGAGAGAAUGUUUACCUGUCGUCGUUCAUACAGAGGAGCAGUUCCUGUUCGUUUGUCACUUGGUCGGGCCGUUUCUGCAACGUUUUAUGGCCAUAACGGACCUGACUAAUGCUCUGUAUGAAUUGUUGGCGCAAGUCGACCAGGCCCAGAGCGAGAUGAAGUACAUGGACCCCAUUUGCGAUUUGUUGUACCAUAUUAAGUAUAUGUUUAUCGGAGAUAGUAUGAAGAAGGAGUUGGAGGCUGUUGUGAGGAGGCUGAGGCCCCAGCUUCAGCUGCGGCUGAGAUUCAUCGCGCAUUUGACGAUUGAAGAAGUGAAUGCUUCUUAGAGUGAUUUUAAAUAUUCGAGUUAUUUUAAAAUUAAAGUAAUAAAUUUAUUUCAUAAGCUA
Molecule: messenger RNA, 4131 nt
Organism: Leptinotarsa decemlineata (Colorado potato beetle)
Lineage: Eukaryota; Metazoa; Arthropoda; Insecta; Coleoptera; Chrysomelidae
Gene: MED23
Product: Mediator complex subunit 23
Biological process (GO): positive regulation of gene expression; regulation of transcription by RNA polymerase II
Cellular component (GO): mediator complex; transcription regulator complex
Source: RefSeq, a predicted model, not a curated record